Messenger RNA from Chaetomium globosum CBS 148.51, 1251 nucleotides. RefSeq lists its product as uncharacterized. Bases 1 to 1251 code for a protein of 416 amino acids. The transcript is spliced from 5 exons. Gene Ontology annotation, cellular component: preribosome, small subunit precursor. Gene Ontology annotation, biological process: ribosomal small subunit biogenesis; maturation of SSU-rRNA. The record is from RefSeq and is a predicted model, not a curated record. Lineage: Eukaryota; Fungi; Ascomycota; Sordariomycetes; Sordariales; Chaetomiaceae. Gene Ontology annotation, molecular function: RNA endonuclease activity.
AUGGAGGAAACUACAAGCGAGCCCGUUGCGCAAGCGCAGAGCGAGGUUCAGAACCCCGCCCCCACCACGAUCGAAACAGCGACCAGUGUUCCUACCUCAUCCUCACCAGCUACAACAACACCGACAACGGCACCCUCGAAACCUAUUCACUCUCUCGUUAUAGAUGCCAACGCCAUCAUUAAAAACGACCCAACAGUUUCGACCCUGCUCGCUCAAGCCGACAAGCUUUAUACCAUCCCCGCUGUGGUUUCAGAGAUCCGCGACGCGGCAACAAGAUCUCGAUUCGAAACCACCCUAUCCCCUUUUCUCAAACUCCGGAACCCUCGACCCGAGUCCGUCCAGUUCGUCACCAACUUCGCGCGGCGGACUGGCGACCUCCAGGUGUUGUCGAAGCCUGAUAUCCAUCUUCUAGCGCUUACGUACGAUUUGGAGAUUGAGCGAAAUGGCGGUGAUUGGCGGUUGAGGCGAGAGCCUAACCAGAAGGGAGUGAAUGGGAAACCCCCGGGGAAGACCGAGAAUGAGGCUGGUGACGCCGUACCAACCGAAAUAGGAGCGUCAGCACAUGCUGAACUGUCAGCCGAAACCCCAGAGGUGACGAACGGGGCGGGUGAUGCUGCGGCUGAUGUUGCAGAAGACCCUGCUCUCUCAGAUGAACUAACGACCGAGGCGGUUACCGAGCAACUACAAGACCUUGCGUUGAAUCCAACUACGACCGCAGAUGACAUCCCCGAGAAUGCGGACGAGUCGUCGGAAGAUGACGGCGAUGGAGAAUGGAUUACGCCAAGCAACAUCAAAAAGUACCAGGCCAGAGAAAAUGCACACACAGCCCCCCAAACAGCACAACGGGUACUCCAAGCAGCCUUGAUCACCGGAGAUAUGGCCAUGCGGAACGUUGCUCUGAGGAUAAAUUUAAACACCGAUUCCGGCGGCAACUUCACGCUGCACCUCAAGAAAAACUUCCAGUACAAUAACCGGGGCAACGUGUUUAGUAUUCCGAAGCCGACCCACGGUUCGGCGAGCGGGAAAAGCAAUGCCAAAGGAGGCGGCAAGAACGGGUGGGGCAAGGAGCUGAUCUUUGCGGAAGACCAGAAGGAGUACACCAAGAAGCUGGACGAGGAGCGCCGGCUGAGAACCCGGGAUAUCAUGGACCAGGACUAUUUACCUAGCAUUCUCGGAGGCUCUAGAACCUCGGGGGGCGGCAGGAUCAAGGUCGGCGCAGGGCGUAAUGUUAACGCCAAGAAGAGGAAGUGA